AUGAGAGCCGUUGUGGCAAACCGAUAUCUUGCGAAGCAAAUACUCAACUUCGCUUGCUCCUCCUCAUUCGGUCAAUGUGCAACAAUCGUCGAUAUCCCAACUCCCCAAAUUACCGAUAGUGAGAUACUGGUCCGAGUGCGUGCCGUUGCACUCAAUCCGGUCGACAAUAAAAACAUCGAUUUCCUCUCUCCAUACAAGAGUAUUAUCGGCUGCGACUAUGCUGGUGAGGUGGUCAAAGUCGGAAGUGACAUGGUGGGCCGAUGGAAUGUUGGGGAUAGGGUUGCAGGUUUUGUCCACGGUGGCCAAUACCCUGACGUCGGCUCGUUUGCUGAAUACCUGAAGGUCGAUGGAGAACUUGCUUGGCCUAUCCCUGACACGACUACCAUGUCUGAUGCUGCAACAUAUGGCAUUCCAGCUGUCACUGCAGUUCUUGCUCUUGCACACCUUGAUGUCGCAUGGGAAGACAUUCUAUCAGGAGCUGCGAGGCAGUCUUCUGCUGAUUCAUCAAUCCUCAUUUACUCUGGUGGUUCGAACGUUGGACUUUUCGCAAUUCAACUCGCCAAAAGGGCAGGUCUUCAUGUGGUUGUGACUGCAUCCCCACGAUCAUUCGAUCUUGUCAAAAGCUAUGGUGCAGACUCGGUAUUUGACUAUCGGUCCCCCACAGCGGCGAGUGAAAUUUCCAAAGCGUAUCCUGACAUCACCAAAGCAUUGGAUUGCUUUUCCGAAGGCAACUCCUCUCAAUUCUGUGCCGAGGUCCUGAAAAGGGGACGAGUUAUUACGGAAGCCGAAAAAGCGGAGAUCGAGUUCAAAAGUCUCAUGGUUUUCACCGUUUUUGGGAAACCGUUCUCCUUGCUCUCGCCCCUAGGUCCAGCGUUCCCAGUUGUGCUCGAUGAUCGGGAUUUGCUUCGCCAAUUCUAUGCCAGUUUAAGUCAACUAUGUGAUCAUGCUUUAAAGCCACCCCCUGUUACAGCGUGGGGAAGAGGACUUGAUGCGGUACUUGACGGUCUUGAGAGGCUUCGCAAAGGAGAAGCGCAUGGCACUAAGCUUGUUGUAGAGCUUCCGUGA
This is a messenger RNA of Penicillium canescens, 1065 nucleotides long. Its product is annotated as zinc-binding alcohol dehydrogenase family protein. The coding region runs from base 1 to 1065 and encodes 354 amino acids. The transcript is spliced from 2 exons. NCBI's taxonomy places the organism in Eukaryota, Fungi, Ascomycota, Eurotiomycetes, Eurotiales, Aspergillaceae. The record is from RefSeq and is a predicted model, not a curated record. Gene Ontology annotation, molecular function: oxidoreductase activity, acting on NAD(P)H.